AUGACCAGGAAAGAAUCUGCAGUGGAUGUAUUGAUUAUAGGAGCGGGCCCGGCAGGCCUCGUCGCCGCCCUGUGGAUGUCAAAAUGCGGUAUCAACACUCGCCUGGUCGAGCAACGGCCAUAUCACCUUCGAGUUGGCGGUGCAGACGGGAUCCACCCGCGGUCAAUGGAGAUGUUCGAGAGUUUCGGCAUCGAUGAGGAGAUCACACAGGUAUGGGAACCCAUCACAGGGUGGGCGCUUUGGUGUCGAAAUGCAGAGGGCGCUCUCGCCAGAUCCGCCCGUAUGGAGAACCCUACGCCAGUGCGCUGCAGAUGGGGUCCGGGACUUCUACAACAGGGCAUCAUUGAACGGAUCGUCAAGCAGCAUAUCUUGGAACAAUCUUGUGUUCAGAUCGACUAUGAAACUACACCUAUCUCCCUUGUUAUCAAGGAAGAUUCGCUGGGUGAUCCGGACAGUCAUCCGUGUGUGCUUACUUUACGCCAUGAUGACGGUGCUGGGGUAUCCGAUGAACUCGUACGGGCGAAAUAUGUCAUUGGGGCUGAUGGAGCACGCUCGUGGACCAGGAAGCAAUUGGGAUUUGAAAUGCAAGGAACCCGGACUCGGUCCGUCUGGGGAGUGACGGAUCUGGUCGUCGUGUCCGACUUUCCGGACAUCCGGUUAUGCUCCACGAUCAAUAGCUACGGUGAAGGAGGGCUCUUCUUUCUCCGUCGAGAGCGCGGCCUGAUCCGUUUCUAUGUCCAGCUAAAUCGUGCCGAUGAAGAAUUGCCUGCUACUUCAAUUACGCAAGAACUUAUCAUUGAAACACUGCAGAAACUGCUGAGGCCGUAUACAUUGAGUGUCAAGCGUUGUGAAUGGUGGUCAACCUAUACCGUAGCCCACUACCUCAGUGAUGGUAUGACCAAGUACGAUCGCAUAUUUCUUGUUGGAGAUGCUGUACACAACCACUCACCCUUGGUCGGUCUCGGCAUGAACAUUAGCAUGCAAGACUCGUAUAACCUUGGAUGGAAACUUGCAGGCGUGCUCAAAACAGAAUUGAACUCCACAAUUUUAUCAACCUACGAGUCCGAGCGACGUCCUGUUGCCGAAGAGCUAAUUGAAACGGAUCGCUUCCAUUUACAGCUCUUUGAUGCUGUCACCGCGACAGGCUCAGAACCGGCUUGGAUGCUGGAGCGCGAGGAGGCUAUGCAGCCUUCGAUGCAAGGGUUCGCUGUCAACUACCUAGACCCGCUCCUUACUGCCGCUGUUGGGAUAAAUCGCAGACCUGGCGCCCUGAUAGAGCUGGGGAAGCGUUUCCCGCAACUUAACGUGGCGAAUCAUGCCACGGGGAAAGUCUACUCGAUACAAACACUGCUCAAAAGCGAAGGAAAGUUUCACGUCGUUGUUUUUGCAGGAGACCUCUCCAUUCCACAUGAGCUAAACAGGUUCAAUACCUUUGGCACUGCGCUGAAACAAAUCGAGAACCAGAUCAUGGUAAAGUUCAAUGUUAUUGCCGUACACCGGGCCAGUAAGACAGCGACUGAGCUUGCCAGCAUGGCGGAAAUUUUCUUUCCUGUUGAUGAGACUACGGGGCGAGACUACGACCGAGUCUAUUGCGACAUGGAGACAAACUAUGAGGAGGCUGGGAUCGGCGAAUAUGGAGCGGUGGUGCUGGUCCGCCCGGACCAGUAUGUAGGAUGGAGUGGCGAGCUGGAGGAUGUCCAAGACUUGACACGCUAUUUGCAGCCAAUUUUUGAGACGAAAAAGCAAGUUCCAUACAAUAAUUAG
Messenger RNA from Talaromyces rugulosus, 1764 nucleotides. RefSeq lists its product as uncharacterized. The record is from RefSeq and is a predicted model, not a curated record. The transcript has 9 exons. NCBI's taxonomy places the organism in Eukaryota, Fungi, Ascomycota, Eurotiomycetes, Eurotiales, Trichocomaceae. Gene Ontology annotation, molecular function: FAD binding. The coding region runs from base 1 to 1764 and encodes 587 amino acids.